UAAGAAUGAAAGAUGAAGAAUGAAGAUGGUUGCAUUCAGCUUUUCAGCGAACCGGAAAUCGUUCGGCUCAGUUCGUAUUUGUCCGCUGUUCAUCGCUAUUCAGGGGUGUUCCACCUUUGGGCACAGUGAGUACAUCCGUCAAAACAAGAGAUGAGUCCUACCGCUUUGUUAAUUAUCAUAGUUUCUGCUGUUUACAGUUCUGCACUUCCUCUCGUUGAUCCUGGGCUUUUUGUCAUCUCUGGUGUAAAAACAUGUGGAAAUGGAGAGGGGUACUGCCUCCUCGGUACUGACUGUUCAUUGGACAAGGAUUUUAUGGAAGAUCGUACUGGACACUGUGGAGGACUGCGAGGGGCAUUCACACCUUCUGCUCAUUUCAUCUGCUGUUCAGACAGCAAAAAGGGGAAUGAGGUCGAAGGAAAUAUUAUACAUACCACAAACUUUUCAAAAUAUCCACCAGAUAUAGAAGCAGACAUGACUACAGAAAACAUAGAAACCACCACAUUGUCGAUGGAUAACAUCAUUCUAGAGUCAGAAACAACAGUCAUUCAGGAGGGUGUCAAGUGUAACAUGACAAACACAUGUGACAGCACAAUCGCAUUUUCAAUGGAAGGAUCUCAGUUUUGCAUGGGAAGUUAUGUUGGUGCAGGAUGGGUAGUUACUUCAGCCUCAUGCGCAAUGGAGAUUUUUAGAUUGGGGAUGAAAAAUGUCGGGGUAAAUUUUAUGGCAGAACCCAAUAUUUUAGAAAGCUUCGUGAAAACAAUAAUCGUGCAUGAGAAUUAUAGGCCUACUGCUCCAAAUCUACUUCUUCCAGAAAUUAACAAUCUUGGUUUAGUACAGCUUAAAAAUGCAACAAGCAGAUGCGCUCUUUGCCUUCCUACUAGAGGACAAGGAUUUACAGGUCAAGUUUGUAAAACAUUUCCCAACGAGAAUACCUCAGAUACAAAUUGUGAAGCAGAAGUUGAGAGCUUGCAGGGGACAGCCAAAGAAGAGUUUCUUACUCUACCGUGCAACGGAACGAUGCAGUUGGAUUAUCAAAGGGAAAAGUCAGAAAAAGGCAAACCACUUAUUUGCGAAGGGUAUUUAAGUGGUGUUGAGACAAGCGCAGGCAUCGGAAUGACAAUAUUUACCCAGCUGUCACUCUACUCUGAUUGGCUAAGAGUGAAUAUGGAACCGAAGCCAACUCAACAUUUUAGAACAUCCUGAAACCAAAGAGAAACUUGUUUUUAACAGUGGUUGUAUUUGUUGUUUUAAUUUAACUGCUUGUA
Messenger RNA from Cimex lectularius (bed bug), 1265 nucleotides. RefSeq names its product serine protease hepsin-like. NCBI's taxonomy places the organism in Eukaryota, Metazoa, Arthropoda, Insecta, Hemiptera, Cimicidae. Gene Ontology annotation, molecular function: serine-type endopeptidase activity. Bases 151 to 1203 code for a protein of 350 amino acids. The record is from RefSeq and is a predicted model, not a curated record. Gene Ontology annotation, biological process: proteolysis. The transcript is spliced from 9 exons.